This is a messenger RNA of Quercus robur (English oak), 1034 nucleotides long. Its product is annotated as acid phosphatase 1-like. Gene Ontology annotation, molecular function: acid phosphatase activity. The record is from RefSeq and is a predicted model, not a curated record. The coding region runs from base 116 to 889 and encodes 257 amino acids. The transcript has 3 exons. NCBI's taxonomy places the organism in Eukaryota, Viridiplantae, Streptophyta, Magnoliopsida, Fagales, Fagaceae.
UUCGAAAACAGGCCAUGGCACCAUGUCCCACUCUUGAUCUGAGCCUUUAUCAUGAAACCUCACUCACACUCCAAAUAGUUGCAUCAAUUUUUUGCCUCUGCCUUGUUUUGUGAGAAUGCAAAUGGGAAAACUCCUAGGAUUCCUACUACUCUCCUCAACCCUCUUCAUUGGCUUAGUGGCUGCAGAUUGGAACAUUUUAAACCAAAAAAGAAAACAUGGGGUUGGAUCUAGCUUGAAGAAUUACUGUGAGAGUUGGAGGAUCAAUGUUGAGCUAAAUAACAUAAGGGGAUUUGAAGUUGUACCCCAAGAAUGCGUGGAGUACAUCCAGAAAUAUAUGACAUCUUCACAAUAUAAAGCUGACUCUGAGAGGGCAAUUGAAGAGGUCACACUCUACCUAACCAGUUGUUGCAGUUUGAAUGGUGAUGGUAAAGAUGCAUGGAUUUUUGAUGUUGAUAAUACUCUUUUGUCGACGGUGCCUUACUUCAAGAAACAUGGUUUCGGGGGAAAGAAGUUGAAUGCAACCUCUUUGGAAGCAUGGAUGAGAGAGAGUAAGGCACCAGCUCUUGAGCACACACUCAAGCUCUUCCAUGAGAUCAAAGACAGAGGGCUUAAGAUCUUCUUGAUUUCUUCAAGGAAGGAAACUCUCAGGUCUUUCACGGUUGAUAACCUCAUCAAGGUUGGGUACCAUGGAUGGACAAGUCUUAUGCUAAGGGGUCUUGAAGAUGAAGUACUAGAAGUGCAAAGAUACAAAUCAAAAGCAAGGCAACAUUUGAUUAAUGAAGGGUACCGCAUAUGGGGAAUUAUCGGAGACCAGUGGAGCAGUUUUGAGGGGCCUCCGAGUGCAAAAAGAACAUUCAAACUACCCAAUUCCAUUUACUAUCUAGCGUAGAAGUCUCAAGCUCAUCAUGUUCAUUCAAGUGCAAGCUAUUGUUGUUCUUCUAGACUGUCUCUUAUAGAAUACAUUUCUUUACCCCAUCCUGCACCUUCCUCUUUGUUCAAGGCUAUGAAUAUAUAUGAAACAUUUACUUUGGUAA